AGUGUUCUCCCGAGGAAGGAAGGAUCAGAAUUGCUCUCUUGUCUCCUGCAGCCCCUGUGCCCCAAGGAGCUCUGGCACUUCGUUCACCAGUGCUACGGGAACGAGUUGGGCCUGACCAGUGACGACGAGGACUACGUGCCCCCCGAUGACGACUUCAACACGAUGGGCUAUUGUGAAGAGAUCCCCGUAGAAGAGAAUGAAGUGAAUGACAGCUCAUCCAAAAGCAGCAUAGAGACCAAGCCAGAUGCCAGUCCACAGCUGCCCAAGAAAUCCAUCACCAACAGCACACUGACAUCCACAGGGAGCAGCGAAGCCCCUGUCUCGUUUGACGGCCUGCCCCUGGAAGAGGAGGUGCUGGAGGGCGACGGGUCCCUGGAGAAGGAGCUCGCCAUCGACAACAUCAUCGGGGAGAAGAUUGAGAUCAUCGCGCCGGUGAACUCCCCUUCACUGGACUUCAAUGACAAUGAAGACAUCCCCACCGAGCUCAGUGACUCUUCCGACACCCACGAUGAAGGAGAGGUCCAGGCCUUCUAUGAGGACCUGAGUGGCCGGCAGUAUGUGAACGAAGUCUUCAACUUCAGCGUGGACAAGCUCUAUGACCUCCUGUUCACUGACUCGCCCUUCCAGCGGGACUUCAUGGAGCAGCGACGCUUCUCUGAUAUUAUCUUCCAUCCAUGGAAAAAGGAAGAGAAUGGAAACCAGAGUCGCGUGAUCCUUUACACCAUCACCCUUACCAAUCCUCUGGCUCCCAAAACUGCCACUGUCAGGGAGACACAGACCAUGUACAAGGCGAGCCAGGAGAGUGAAUGUUACGUGAUAGACGCUGAAGUCCUCACCCACGACGUGCCGUACCACGACUACUUCUACACCAUCAACCGCUACACGCUCACCCGCGUGGCUCGGAACAAGAGUCGACUCAGGUGCAGUGUCUGGGGGGCCUGAGUGGGUUCACAGGGAGUUCCUGGGGCACAUGGGGGUCCUUAUAUUAGAGAACAUUCAUUAACUCCUCAGUAGGAAGGAGGAGGUUGGGUAUAUUGGUCUGCUGACUCAUUCUUUAGUCUACCUUCUUUCUGGAGCCUCUGAGACACACACCCCUGUA
This is a messenger RNA of Ceratotherium simum simum (southern white rhinoceros), 1099 nucleotides long. NCBI's taxonomy places the organism in Eukaryota, Metazoa, Chordata, Mammalia, Perissodactyla, Rhinocerotidae. The record is from RefSeq and is a predicted model, not a curated record.